AUGCCAACAACGCCUCCAUCAUUAGCACCAGAAAUUGUAUACAUAGAGCCGAAAGGUUAUGAAGGAGAUGACUGGGGGAAACUUUACCACGAUAAGGAUUGCCAAAACAGAUACACAGAUAAAACAACAUACCCUCUGGGAAACAUUACUGAAGGGGAGUUAUUAGUCAAUUUUACAUUGUGGACUAGUAGUAAAGGAAAGAAUGGAACUAUUGAAGUGUUCCAUGGAACGAAAAGCAUUAUUCAACUAUAUGCAAAUGCAACAAUGAUUACUCACCGUUUUGAGGGUAAAAUUGUAAAAGAAUUCCCACAACCUGUGAAUAUGCUUGAAAAAGGAGUAACUUUGUUCGCAUCUUUUCGCCUUACAAAAUAUUAUGUUUGGUCCGGGUUUUCAAGUAACUUAUGGGGAACUGAGUUUGUUGUUACCAAAUAUUGGCCUGAAACUAAAUGGUGGGAUGGACAGUUAUUUAAAGGAAAAGGAAGCAACACAUUGCAAAUUUUUGGAGAUUUUGUUACGGUUACUCCAGUGUUUAUUCGAACGCUAAAUUAUGAUGAUAUUAAAAAUCUGUCUAAAGAUUAUGAACAUGUUGUUGAUGGUGGGCGUACAUUUGAUAUUCAAACAAUUUAUAAUGAAAAUGUUACAUUUCGUUUUCGUUGCAAAUACCGUGGAUUUACAAUUGAGCUUCGAUUAAUUUCUAAAAGAAAGCCUAUCUUGUCGUGGCACACUCUCACAGACGCAAUAGAAACAGAGGAUUACAAUACUAAAGAAAAAAGACAAACCAACACUAAACUUUUUCAAUUUGGAAAGCCAAAAGUUUUCGAAUUAAACAUUAUUGCAAACAAAACAGGCAAUAUGACAAAAUAUGUAUUUGAAAUUAAUGGAAAAAUAUAUCCUCAUAAUACAUUAAUAUUGCCAGUACCAACUUGGAAGAUUGAUCAAAUUAUGGUAAAUAGUGAUCUUGAAUUAUUCGACUAUAAAAUAACUGAAGAAGAAUUAGAAAUGCCAAAUAAAAAAUUUAAAAAAUAUUUGCCUGAUCUUAAAGAAUUUGGAAAUAUUGUCUGUCUUGAGGGAAGAGUUCCAGAGGCAGAAAAUAUGGCUGGAGAAAAAAGUUUUCAAGUAUACCUUCUCAACGAUGAGAAUGACUUUAGUGAGAUAUAUGGAAACACGGCAUUAAUGUUAGAUUUUGUGUUUGACCCAGAGGAGUACUCAGAACUUGGAGAGAAUAUUACUUAUACUCAAGGAAUGAACUCGGCUUUAUACAUCAACAGCUAUCAUCGUCGUAAAGGAGGUUGGGGAAAGAAUAAAACUCACAAAAACCCAAUUGGACAAACCGAUGUGCCUGUAACUAUUCAAAUAAUUGCUGACACUCAUUACUUCAAGAUAAGCAUUAAUGGAGCUACAGAUUUCAUUUACCACAAACAUCGAAUUCCUGCAUGGACUAUAAAUUAUGCUAUGGUCACGGGCUAUAUACAAGACAUCGACUUUUUGGAAUCUACCUCUGAAAAGUGCUUACUGGUUGAAGAAUAUAAAUUGCCUUCAACAAUAAUUAGAACGGAGAAGUUAGAAAAGGGAGAUCAAAUCAUAAUUAAAGGACAAGUUCCAAAUCCAUUCAGUGGAAGUAUCUUUGUUACUUUAAUGCACAGGACUCUCGCUAUGAAUUUAGAAUGUUAG
Messenger RNA from Meloidogyne enterolobii, 1671 nucleotides. Lineage: Eukaryota; Metazoa; Nematoda; Chromadorea; Rhabditida; Meloidogynidae. The record is from the annotation of a GenBank genome assembly.